Molecule: messenger RNA, 3319 nt
Organism: Durio zibethinus
Lineage: Eukaryota; Viridiplantae; Streptophyta; Magnoliopsida; Malvales; Malvaceae
Source: RefSeq, a predicted model, not a curated record
AAUUUCUUUUUUCAAUUUUUUCAGUGCGAAUUUUACACAACAUAGGGAAAUCGCUAUUUCUAAUUGAAAAUUUAUAUUUAUAAUUGAAAAGAAAAAAGUAAAGUAUCAUAUAUCAUAUAUAAUGAACUGAUACUCCAGGUUCUCACAAACGAGAAUCCUUUACUUCAAUAUUCACUCAUUAUUAGUUUAAUGAUUGUAUCCAUUAUGCGUAUUCCGAUAGGAAAUAAAUGAUUUUUUUUUUUUCAUCAAAUGACUAUUCAUCUAUUAUACUUUACAUCUAAAUAGAGGCAAGAAAACUCUAUGGAAAAAUUAUGGUUCAAUUUUAUCUUGUCUAAGGGGGAAUUAGAAUACAGAUGUGGGCUAAGUAAAUCAAUGGAUAGCCUUGGUCCUAUUGAAAAUACUAGUGUAAACGAAGACCCGGUUAGAAAUGAUAUGGAUAAAAACAUUCAUGGUUGUAGUGACAGCUCUAGUUAUUACAGUAAGGUUGAUCAUUUAGUUGGCGUCAAAGACAUUCGGAAUUUCAUUUCUGAUGACACCCGAAUUAGGGUUUUAAUUAGGGAUAGUAAUCAGGAUAAUGAUAGUAAUCAGGAUAAUUAUUCUCUAUAUUUUAAUAGUGAAAAUCAAAUUUUUGAGAUUGACAAUGACGAUCCCCACUAUGAUUUUAACUUGUAUGAUACUAACUAUAGUUGGAAUAAUCACAUUAAGAGUUGUAUUAACUCUUAUCUUCGUUCUCAAACCUGUAUUGAUAGUUCCAUUUUAAGUGGUAGUGACAAUUACAAUGAUAGUUAUAUUUAUAAUUGCAUUUGUGGUUACAUUUGUGUUGAAGGUGGAAAUAGUAGUGAAGACAAUGGUUUAACUCUAAAAGAAAGUUGCGCAAAUGGUAAUGAUUUAACUCUAAAAGAAAGUUGCGCAAAUGGUAAUGAUUUAACUCUAAAAGAAAGUUGCGCAAAUGGUAAUGAUUUAACUCUAAAAGAAAGUUGCGCAAAUGGUAAUGAUUUAACUCUAAAAGAAAGUUGCGCAAAUGGUAAUGAUUUAGAAAGGCCUAAAGAUUUCAAGCAUUUGUGGGUUCUAUGCGAAAAUGAAGAUUGUUAUGGAUUAAAUUAUAAGAAAUUUCUUAAGCCAAAAAUGAAUAUUUGUGAAUACUGUGGAUAUCAUUUGAAAAUGAGUAGUUCAGAUAGAAUCGAACUUUCGAUUGAUCCAGGUACUUGGGAUCCUAUGGAUGAAGACAUGAUCUCUCUGGAUCCCAUUGAAUUUCAGUAUGACGAAGAUGGUAUUGAUUAUGAUCCAUUUCAGUCUGACGAAGAUGGUAUUGAUUAUGAUCCAUUUCAGUCUGACGAAGAUGGUUCUGACGAAGCUGACGAAGAUGGUUCUGACGAAGCUGACGAAGAUGGUUCUGACGAAGCUGACGAAGAUGGUUCUGACGAAGCUGACGAAGAUGGUUCUGACGAAGCUGACGAAGAUGGUUCUGACGAAGCUGACGAAGAUGGUUCUGACGAAGCUGACGAAGAUGGUUCUGACGAAGAUGGUAUUGAUUAUGAUCCAUUUCAGUCUGACCAAGAAGAGCCUUAUAUGGAUGGUAUUGAUUCUGAUCCAUUUCAGUAUGACGAAGAUAAAGUUCAGUAUGACGAAGAUAAAGUUCAGUAUGACAAAGAUAAAGUUCAGUUUGACAAAGAUAAAGUUCAGUAUGACAAAGAUAAAGUUCAGUUUAACAAAGAUAAAGAUGGUAUUAAUUAUGAUCCAUUUCAGUUUAACAAAGAUAAAGAUGGUCUUGAUUCUGAUCCAUUUCAGUAUGACGAAGAUAAAGUUCAGUAUGACGAAGAUAAAGUUCAGUAUGACAAAGAUAAAGUUCAGUUUGACGAAGAUAAAGAUGGUAUUGAUUCUGAUCCAUUUCAGUAUGACGAAGAUAAAGUUCAGUAUGACAAAGAUAAAGUUCAGUUUGACAAAGAUAAAGUUCAGUUUGACAAAGAUAAAGUUCAGUUUGACAAAGAUAAAGAUAAAGAUGGUAUUGAUUAUGAUCCAUUUCAGUUUGACAAAGAUAAAGAUGGUAUUGAUUCUGAUCCAUUUCAGUAUGACGAAGAUGGUAUUGAUUCUUAUCCGUUUGAGUAUGACGAAGAUGGUAUUGAUUCUGAUCCGUUUGAGUAUGACGAAGAGCCCUAUAAAGAUCGUCUUGAUUCUUAUCAAAGAGAGACAGGAUUAACUGAGGCUAUUCAAACAGGUACGGGUCAACUAAACGGUAUUCCUAUAGCAAUCGGGGUUAUGGAUUUUCAGUUUAUGGGGGGUAGUAUGGGAUCCGCAGUAGGCGAGAAAAUCACCCGUUUGAUCGAAUAUGCUACCAAUAAUUUUUUGCCUCUUAUUCUAGUGUGUGCUUCCGGAGGAGCACGCAUGCAAGAAGGAAGUUUGAGCUUGAUGCAAAUGGCUAAAAUAUCUUCUGCUUUAUAUGAUUAUCAAUCAAAUAAAAAGUUAUUUUAUGUAUCAAUUCUUACAUCUCCUACUACUGGUGGAGUGACCGCGAGUUUUGGUAUGUUGGGGGAUAUCAUUAUUGCUGAACCCAAUGCCUAUAUUGCAUUUGCGGGUAAAAGAGUAAUUGAGCAAACAUUGAAUAUAACAGUACCUGAAGGUUCACAGGAGGCUGAAUAUUUAUUCCAUAAGGGUUUAUUCGAUCCAAUCGUACCACGUAAUCCUUUAAAGGGUGUUCUGAGUGAGUUAUUUCAGUUCCACGGUUUUUUUCCUUUGAAUCAAAAUUCAAUCAAGUAGAGUCUUAAGUUAAAUUAUUUUCUUUGUAGUGAAAAGGCAGUUAGUUAGUUUAUCAGAAUCAAAGUCAAAGCCCGCAUAAUGGGCUUUGACUUUGUGACAUAAAAUGGAAUUGUCGAAAAACGAAUUUUAUCUUGCUCUAUUGCGUAUGUUUAUAUAAUUCAAAUAUAGAAAAAAUAUAAAUAUAGAGUUUUGCAUCUUUCUAUAUCUCCCGAGAAUUCUAUUUUUACUAAAAAUCCCUGUUCUUGGAUCGGAUUCUAACGAAUCGAAUCUUUCGACAAUUUGUAAUAAACUCUUUCUCAAUUUGUAAUAAACUCUUUCUUUAUUAAAUUCAAAUUAGAAAUUAAAAUUAGAAGACAAGAACAAUAGAAUAAUAAUAAUAAGAAAAGUAGGAAUAAAGUAAGAUAAUAAAGAAAGUGGAUUAUCUUAUCAUACACCUAUUUUAUUUCAUUUAGAAAGAUGGGCAAGUCCCUUUAUUUAAUUCUACAUUCCUUGCACUUAUUAGAUAAGAUAUAUAUAUUAGAUAUAUAUACUCGCUUAGAUAUACUUAGUAUUUAGAUAUACUUAG